Messenger RNA from Eleginops maclovinus (Patagonian blennie), 6835 nucleotides. RefSeq names its product aryl hydrocarbon receptor-like. The transcript has 11 exons. The record is from RefSeq and is a predicted model, not a curated record. Gene Ontology annotation, biological process: xenobiotic metabolic process; response to xenobiotic stimulus; regulation of transcription by RNA polymerase II. Lineage: Eukaryota; Metazoa; Chordata; Actinopteri; Perciformes; Eleginopidae. Gene Ontology annotation, molecular function: nuclear receptor activity; protein dimerization activity; transcription cis-regulatory region binding. Gene Ontology annotation, cellular component: aryl hydrocarbon receptor complex; nucleus. The coding region runs from base 586 to 3462 and encodes 958 amino acids.
GCUCAUGUCCGACGCUAAUUGGAGUGCACCACUGAUGUCGAUUAUAACAUGUAAAAUAUUUGAAGCUUUCCCUGCGAUUAUUUGGGGUUGUUGAGUUAUAUUUAUAAACUGGAGGAAUGGGGAGCAGGAUUUCUCUGCAGAUUGAGUUUAUUCUCAGAUAAUUUCAUCCUUUUUCUCUUCAUGGGGAUGAAAACUCAACAUCGCCUUUUACUUGGAUCAACUUCAUCCAUCUGUGAGGGCUAAUGGGACAGCAGCUCUUUCAUCGUUUUCUCCGUUGUCCUUUAUAACGGAUCUGUUUCUGCAGAAUCUCCUGUUUUAGUUGUUUUUUUUUGCUGCAGUUUGAUUUGCACUCCCAAGUGAAGCGGCCCAUAAACAACGAGGCUAAAGGAGUCCUGCUCCACAGAACUUAUCUCCUUCGGUGUUUUCUUUUCGUUUUCCUUGAUAUUUUUUCCUUUUUAUGAAUGUGUUUACAGUCUUGAUCUGGAGGAUUACGGCACGAUAUUGUUGUUGGCUUACAUGUAGCAGAGAAAGAGGCUCUGUGUAUUUCUGAGGGAUUCACCAGAGGCUUAUAUAAGUAGAGCCGUCAUGUAUGCUGGACGCAAGAGGAGAAAACCAGUCCAGAGAGCGGUGAAGCAGGCACCUUCUUCUGAAGGGGCCAAGUCCAACCCGUCCAAACGGCAUCGAGACCGUUUGAACGGGGAGCUGGAGCGCCUGGCCAGCCUGCUGCCGUUCCCCGAGGAGGUCACCGCCAGUCUGGACAAACUCUCCAUCCUCCGCCUGAGUGUCAGCUACCUGCGCGCCAAGAACUUCUUCACCGUCGCCCUGAACGGAGUGACUACAGCCGCUGGGAAUGAUGAUGACAGCAAAACAGCAGGAGCGGUGGAGACUAAGAUCCCUGAGGGCGAACUGCUGCUGCAGGCUCUUAAUGGAUUUGUCAUGGUGCUCACUGCCGGUGGGACCAUCUUCUACUGCUCUCACACCAUCCAGGACUACUUGGGCUUCCACCAGACGGAUGUCAUGCACCAGAGUGUGUACGAGCUGGUCCAUACGGAGGACCAGCAGGAGCUCAGGAGAAACUUGCACUGGGCUUUAAACCCUCCUUCCAUCACCCAGGACUCCCCCCAAGAGACGGAACCAGACAGCAGCUCGGCUGUGGUCACCUACAACCCUGAGCAGCUUCCUCCAGAGAACUCGUCCUUCCUGGAGAGGACCUUUGUGUGUCGCUUUCGCUGCCUGCUCGACAACUCCUCCGGCUUUCUGGCUCUGAACAUCCAGGGCAGACUGAAGUUUCUGCACGGACAGAACCAGCGGCAGGAAAACGGAGGAAAGGCCCCGCCUCAGCUCGCCCUCUUCACCAUUAUGACUCCUCUGCAGCCUCCAUCCAUCCUGGAGAUCAGGACCAAGAACAUGAUCUUCAGAACCAAACACAAGCUGGACUUCACGCCCAUGGCCUGUGAUGCUAAGGGGAAGAUAGUGCUGGGGUACACAGAGGCUGAGCUGCGAGUACGAGGAUCCGGAUAUCAGUUCAUCCAUGCCGCUGAUAUGUUGCACUGCGCAGAAAACCAUGUCAGAAUGAUGAAGACGGGAGAGAGUGGUCUGACGGUGUUCAGGCUCCUCACCAAGGAGAAUCGCUGGAAGUGGGUCCAGGCCAACGCCAGACUGGUGUACAAGAACGGCAAGCCAGACUACAUCAUCGCCACCCAGAGGCCUCUUUUGGAUGAAGAGGGAGGAGAACACCUGCGUAAGCGCUCCAUGCAUCUACCCUUCACCUACGCUACAGGCGAGGCCCUGCUCUACCAGUCCAACCAUCCCAUCGCAGCCUUCAGAGACGGGACCCAGGAGAAAAACGGUAGUAAGUCAAAGAAGAGCCGGACAGAAAGGCUGUUGAGGGACGGUCUGGACCCUGGCUCUCUUUUGGGGGCGCUCAUGAGUCAGGAUGAGUCUGUGUACGUUUGCCAGCCGGCCCAGGAGCCCAAAAUGUCUUUCCACAGCUUCUUUGGGGACCAGAUGGGCUUCUCCGACUCCGAACCCUCCAGUUUGCAAAGGAGCUGGGACGAGCCGAUCAACGGGAUUCUGGGUCCGGGAAACACAGAGCCAGGAACCGGCUUUGACCCCCUGCUGUCUACUCUGGACUCCCUCUCCCUGGAAGGCCAUGGGGUUGUGGAUUCAGAAGAAGCGGGCUGUUCGAACGGCGAUCUGUUUGGAGCUCUGGAAGGCCUGGGGCUGAGCGCCGAAGACCUGGAGCUGCUGUUGCUGGAUGAGCGGAUGAUCAGAGUGGAGAUGGACCCCGAACGCGUGCCCACCUUGGACGACCUGCUGACGAACGAUGAGAUCCUCUCGUAUAUCUACGACUCCUUAGAGGGGAAGACUGACUCCACAGAGAUCGGAGGACAGGCGCCUCCCAGUACUGCCUCGGCGACCGUCACAGCUGUGUCGCUACCUGAAAGUAAUCCCGCUCCUCAGGCUAAUGUUCAGAUGCAGUAUUCUCACCACAAGCCUCCUCUGGUGGGGCAGGCUCCCAUCCUGCAGCUGUCCCAGCAGAUGCAGCAGCACCUCAACAUGCGUCCCGCUAAAGUGGCGCACGACUGGAGCCAGCAGAGCAACCACACGCAUACCAACACGAUAGUAAACGGAGACAUGAUGGGGCAAAAUCAACCAAUCAGAAAUGGACAAUGGACAGCCACAGACAUUCUAGUGAAUGCUGGGAUACAACACUAUAAAACACAACAGACUAUUUUCAACGGCAAGGCCACCGAGCUGCAGGGAGAGCUUCAUCAGCAUCCGCUCUUCCUCCAGCAGCAGCAGCAGCUCCAGCAGCCCAGGGCGCAGAACCAUCUCGCUCAGCAGCCCAAGCCAGCCAACCUCAACGGCAUGUGUGGCCACUCCAGCAAGGCGCAUUCGGCGGGAAAGUCCCAAUGGCAGGACUACAGGUUCAGCGAGAGUCUGGGCAGCACCUCCUGCCUUGAUAACGGCCAUAAACCUCUGACUAACGCCUCGCUGGACUCCUGCAUGGAUUAUAGUUUGCCUAAUAUUGACAAUGUGGAUUAUGCCAUCAGUGGAAGCAGUUUGUUUGGGAGGGGCGGACAGCCGCACGGGGCCGAGUCCACGGUUGCAUCCUUCCAGGGGAUGAACCAUAAACGGCAGCAGGAGCAGAUCCCGGUUCCUUUGGCGCAGGUCAUCUCCAGCCUAUCGCAGUGCCCGCCCCCCAACGCCUCCCUGGAGCAGAUCCUGGGGGUAGACAAGCCCUGCCGGCAGCUGGACCCCUACGGCAUGGUGACCGCCGAGAUCACUCAUGACCCCAGUCCCAAUAAGAUGGAGAAUGGCUGCAUCCUGAACAACACUUACCCAGCAGGCUGUGCUCUGCCCAAUAGAAACGGAGCGGCGCCCCCUGCUGUCCAGAUGCCCGGCCCUGAGACUCUGUCCGGCCUCCCCGACCCCCCCGCCACCGGCUUCUACCUCUGACCCGCUGAGCAGCACUCUGUUAACGGCCAGAAACACACAGACUGGACCAGCCUUAUACACAACUAGAGUACACAACAAACAAAGCUGAAGAAACGUAGGCCUAUUUGUUUCUGUUGUCUUUCUUUCGUUUCUAAUUUGUAAUAUUUUGUGUGUGUGUGUGUGUGUGUGUGUGUGUGUGUGUGUGUGUGUGUGUGUGUGUGUGUGUGUGUGUGUGUGUGUGUGUGUGUGUGUGUGUGUGUGUGUGUGCGUGUGCGUGUGCGGAUCAUCGUGUUGUGUUUCAACUCAUAUUAUCAUACGAGUCCUUUGUUUACAAUAAUGCAGUCAAGAGUGCUCAGUUGAGUUUAUGUGAAGUAGAGUUUUUACAGAUGAGUUUCACAAAUCUGCGUUCAGAUACAACACAAAUGUAGAGUUGGAGGCAAACGGGUGGAUGUUAUUCUAUAUUUAAAUCUGAAAACACAUUAUACAUCCGUCAUUUCGUGUAGGUUUUUGUUUUAAAUUGUACGUGUAAAUCACAGAUAAUAUAUAAACUGGGUCAAUAUUAAGUGUCACUGGGCAAAUGCCAUACUCCAGUUUACCAGGGGAAGCCGAAUUUAAGAAUAUUAAGUAUCACUUUCUCGUUGGAUACAGGGAUAAAUGAAUUAACAGAAAGAUAUUUGAUCAUUUUUAGUACCAUUACCAAUACCAGCAAUACAUUCUCUCCUGAAAUAUCAGAAUUAGCUGCUUUUAUUUGACUUUUAUUGAGCUAAAUUGAAAUUGCAUCUUAAAAAGUCGUACAAAUCCGAUAAAUUUUGAUCGUUUUCUUACAUUUUGAAGGCCAAUUAGCCUUGAAUCAGUGGGAAAACAGUCAAACAGAUGCAGACAAAGUGCAGAAAGGUUGUGGUAUAGCUCCAAUCCAUGAAUGUACAGAGUAUUAUAAGUAUCUGAAAAACAUAAAAUGCAGUGAUUAUUGUGGCUUUUUUUAUUCAGAUUGUCUUUAUUUAACUAUAGUUUUACAGUCAGUUGGUUUGCUUUGUAUCUGAACGCAUUAUAAACCCCGUUAGACUAAAUCCAUGGCAUAGCUCAUAGUUUUCCUUCAUGCUACAAGAAUGUAAUCUCUCAGUGUUCAGUGAUUUAUUUGUUGAACUCGUCAAGAAGAAGAUUAAUCCAUAUUUGUUUGAAAAAAAAAAGUCUAGAAUAUGGAAAUGAUGGCUGGAAAUAUCCUGCACUUUAUUUCAAGCACCCACCUUUAUAAUGCGGAUGUGUAGUCGGGGAUAGCAACCUGUUUAUCUCUGAUGCAACAUGGACCUGUUUGCAUUUAUUUUUAUUAUUUUGAGGCACAUUCCAGGUGAUGGGUUAAUGUCCUCACAAGCACAAACACUGUAUAAUUGUUAGUGUCAUCAUUUUCAUCUCUCUCCACUUGAAUUUUGUUUUGUCGUUGAUAAUGUCGGACAUCUGGAGUUUUCUUUAUUUUAUUUUCUUUAAUGACUCCCUUAGUCCGUUUUCUGUAUUUAUUCAUGUCCUGCAGCAAGUAAGCAUUCUUGAUUGUUUUGAAGUUGGUGUGUAAGACGUUCUCUUGUACAAAAAAGAAAAAUGUGAUGCCUCGUCGCCCUCUUAGCUGAGCUCCUGCGCUUCCUCUCCUGAUGGGUUGCAACCAGACAGUUUUAACGCCAGUAAAGGAAAAGUCUGACAUCUUUGGGAAAGAUUCUUGUGAGAUGAUAUUAAAAACAACCAAUUAUAUUUGACUCACCCCCAACCCCCACAAAGAGCGCCGGCCGUUGAAGGAAAUGUGCAUAGUGGCCAAACAGCGGUACUACACGUCAGUCUAAUCUGUGACGUCAUUGGGUCUUUUUCUCAUUGAUUUACACUGCGAAAGAGAUGUCUGUAAAUCAGCAUAUACAUUAUUUACCCAGUACAAACACUUUUAUAGCCACUAUUUUAAUAAUUGAGGUAAAAAAGCGCUAAAAGCCAAAUCCAGAGUCAUUUCCUCAUUUGUGUUUUAUAUUGCAGUCAAAAUAAAAACCGAAUAGAUAAACUCGGUUCAUAUUGAGUGUUACUGGCCAAAGUACACACUCCAGUUUACCAGUGGCAGCAGAAUUUAAGUAACUGAAUUUAACUUUAACUGUAGAUAAAAUGAUAAAUCAUGAAAAGAAAAUGGAAUCACCUUUUUUUUUUUCAAGCAAAAAUACCCAAAAUGUGCUUGUUUAAUUUUUGGGAAAUACUCUUGUGAGCUGAUAUAAAAAUAACCAAUUAUAUCUGACUCACGAACCCCCACAAAGAGGCCGUUGAAGCAAAGUUGCGUAGUGGCCAAACGGUGGUACUACACCGGCGGUCUGUGACGUCAUUGGGCACAAAUAGACUUUUCCCAUUGACUUGCACUGGGAAAGAGACACCUGUCAAUCAGUGUAUCAUUUUGUUCACCGCACAAAAUGUGAGACUUUUCCUUUAAAUGUAAGAAAGCUUGGCAAUAUAUUUUAGGUCAGUAUUUUCAAGUCUACACAGCAUCUCCCAGCAGUUACAGAAUGGCAAACACUGAAAAACCAAAUGUGAGUAUUAAGAGAUCUCUACUGGCAAGAUACAAGUCUGAAUGUUUUCUUGUACAUAGCAAAUGACUGGAAAAUGAUGCAGAGUAGAAAUAUUUUGAGAUGCUGAAAAGAGAUUUUCAUUUAAUUGUUCAGAUAAUGUCAUUGGUAUUAAUAUUAUCGUUCUAUGUUUUAUGUUGAAAUGUGAUACACGCGUGGUUACAUGUCAUUCAAAUUGACUCGUUUCUUUCCCUUUCUUUUUACUUCCGCGGAAAUGUUUGCUAUAUUUAAUAUGAUUGAUGUGACUUAUUAACAAAUGUGAAAAAAAUAUGUGUAUAUAAAGGCGAACAAGCUUUGACAAAUACAGGUAUGUACAUAGUUUUACGUCGAGUCACUCGUUUCAAGCACUAUUUUUAAAACACGUUUCUUUGUUGAUUUUCUUCUUUUUUUUAUUGUAAAUAGUCUCAUCACGAAACACUGGACUCUAUGACAGCCGGAAAUGGUGCCAUAUACUGAGACUUGUUAAAUAUUAGGCUAUAAUGUUGGAGAGUUUAAGUUUGUCUUUUGUUUAGCCACAGUAACUUUAACAUGCUAACAGGACGAGGUGUGUAGGUGUUGCAGAUUUGACCCGUGUCCUUUGUCUGCUUGUUUCAAAUGUAUUAUUUUCUUCCUUUUCGAAUAAAGGAUUUCUUCAAUCACAAAAGUGAAAAACACGUCUUGCAAGCAAAUGACUGAACACUCAUGCGUGUCCCUCUCUGAGUCCUCCGGUUUUAUAUUCACUCAGAUGGUAACAGCAGGCGUUUCCAACCUGUGUCAGUGACUCCUUACUGUGGAUGUAAAGGUGCUUUGUGUAGCAUUUAACAUCAAUAAAUCAU